This is a messenger RNA of Vicia villosa (hairy vetch), 474 nucleotides long. RefSeq lists its product as uncharacterized. The transcript has a single exon. The record is from RefSeq and is a predicted model, not a curated record. The coding region runs from base 1 to 474 and encodes 157 amino acids. Lineage: Eukaryota; Viridiplantae; Streptophyta; Magnoliopsida; Fabales; Fabaceae.
AUGGCCGCCGAGGACAUCAGGUAUGACUGUUAUGGUGCACAUCGAGAGACAAUUUCGUUUGAAGAGAUAACUCUGUACUCCGGAUGGUUGGCUUCCAGCUCGACCAUUGUUGUACGCUAUCUUCUGAAGCGCGUCACGCGACCGUUUGGAUUUGAGCAGACCAUACCUCGCGAUCCUAGUGUAUCAGCUCCUAUCGCCAUGGCCUGCAUGCAGUUAGAGGAGGUCUUUGCAGACUGGGAGCAUCACAUGGUCCCUGAGGAGGCAUGGGCGACGCCAUCAGAACAUGACUGGGGCUGUGUCGAGCGAUACAUCUCCUGGUACUACAGAGUCUCACACCCCUACAUGCUUCCAGAUGCCGAGGGAGGUCCGUCCAGACCAGCCCACGAGGAGAUUCUCCGUGCGCAUCAGGCUCAGUUGGACCACACUCAGGAUCUUCUUCCUUUGUAUCGUCAGAUAACUAACAGGGGCCUUUGA